Pisolithus orientalis is the source of this 1341-nucleotide messenger RNA. Its product is annotated as major facilitator superfamily domain-containing protein. Lineage: Eukaryota; Fungi; Basidiomycota; Agaricomycetes; Boletales; Pisolithaceae. The transcript has 6 exons. Gene Ontology annotation, biological process: transmembrane transport. The annotation marks the transcript as partial. Gene Ontology annotation, molecular function: transmembrane transporter activity. The record is from RefSeq and is a predicted model, not a curated record. Gene Ontology annotation, cellular component: membrane.
CUUCCUUCUGAGCAUGAUCCUCGCCAAUGGAGCAAGCGAAAACGGUGGACGAUAGCCCUCAUAAUCUGGAACCUCAUUGCUCCAAUGUACGGCUCUGGAGUGCAAGACCAGGUACAGGAAGAGUUUGGCACAUCGAAUACCCUCGCGACUUUAGGUGUGGGGUUAUACAAUCUCGGCGUUGUAUUUGGGGUACUCUUCGGAGGACCACUGAGUGAACUUUAUGGUCGUCGACCGGUAUAUAUCGUCUCAUCUAUAUGUUUCGUUGCCUUCAGUCUCGGUUCAACACUUUCGCUAAAUAUAUUCGCUCUCUUGAUCUGCCGGACACUUAUGGGCCUAUUUGGGAGUCCUGUCUUCUCGAUCUACGGUGGCUCAGUGGCAGACCUUUUUACGCCGGAAGAACGAGGCCCGGUGGUUGCAUUAUUUACACUCGUGUUACAAGGUGCCCCAACCAUCGGGCCUGUCCCGUCCUCUUUGCUAGGGCCCUUUUUUCCUUGGCGACGGCUACUCGAUCUUAUAACCAUCUGGGGUGGGGUUCUUGCUACCGUCACAAUAUUGUUCGUCCCCGAAACCGAGCCUAGAACAAUUCGAAGGAAGAUAGCCGAAUCCGAAGAUGUCGAUAUCAAAGAAAUAAAUUCCUCCAGCAAGGUUUGGACUAAAGCACUACUUACGCCGAUCACCAUACUUCGUAAUGAACCUAUCAUGAUCUGGACUACGCUAUACCACUCCUUUGUCUUUGGGCUCUUGUUCCUUCUCCUCGAGGUAUACCCGCAUAUCUACGACACUCAUUAUUCUAUGUCGCGAGAACAAGCUGGUCUGGUCUUCAUUGCCCCAUUCGUUGGGAAUGUGCUUGGCGUUCUCGUAUACUUUGGAUACCAUAAACCACUGUACGAAGCGCGCCAACGCACAAUUCAGAUCGAAUCAGGUGGUAAAUUAGAGAUUGAGCCUGAAGCCCGCCUACCUGGUGUUCUUCUUGCAUCGCUUCUUACUCCCAUCGGAUUAUUUUGGUUGACGUUUUCGGCACAGCCGGACAUACAUCAUAUAUUCCCUACGCUUUCAGGUGUUCCGAUUGGGAUGGGAAUGACUCUCUUGCAACUUUCGUUAUUCAACUACUACAUUGACCUUUACCCAACUAUGUCGGCAUCCGCUAUCGCUGCAAACACUGCCGUCCGGAAUAUCGUAGCGACUGUGCUGCCGACCGUCGGGGUGCCACUAUACACUUCCUUGGGUAUACGCAAUGCGAACGUGUUAUUGGCAUGCAUCAGCUGUAUAGGGCUCCCGACUGGUGUUAUUUUGUAUGUUUUCGGAAGAAAACUCCGGGCGGCGAGCAGAUGGGCCAAACAG